Molecule: messenger RNA, 2787 nt
Organism: Stylophora pistillata
Lineage: Eukaryota; Metazoa; Cnidaria; Anthozoa; Scleractinia; Pocilloporidae
Product: potassium voltage-gated channel protein Shaw
Biological process (GO): protein homooligomerization; action potential; potassium ion transmembrane transport
Cellular component (GO): membrane; voltage-gated potassium channel complex
Molecular function (GO): protein binding; delayed rectifier potassium channel activity
Source: RefSeq, a predicted model, not a curated record
UUUAUACUAUAGACUGUUUGAGGUUGAAAGCGCGAACCCCACGAGUUACUUCAGCGCCCGAAUGUGUAAUACCAUCGCAAGGAACCGAAGGCAAGGCAAGUCAACAGAUGGUGAGAAAUCGUUUAGGACUCCAUGAAAACUAGACAGAGAUUUGAAAUAAUACCUCGCGUGGUGGACACAUCCCAGCGAAGGAUCAUUUUAAACGUCGGAGGACUAAAACAUGAGACUUAUCUGAGCACGGUCAAAAACUACCCAGAUACCCGACUGUACUGGGUCGUGGAAAACGUUACGAAAGCUAUCGAUUAUGACUCGGAAAAAAUCGAGCUGUUCUUUGACCGACAUCCAGGGAUAUUCGAGCAAGUUUUGAACUACUAUCGUACAGGUAAACUGCAUUGCCCGCACGAUGUUUGUGGUCCACUGUUCGAGGAAGAACUCGCGUAUUGGGGCAUUGAUGAAAAAGAAAUGGAACAUUGUUGCUGGACUUCUUACACUCAGCACAGAGAAGCAGAGCAUAACUUAAAAAGUUUUAAUGUCACUGACGGUGACCAGGAUCAGGAUACAGAUUUGGAAAGCGAUAGAAUGGAGGAUUCAACUCCUGCAAGAGACUGCGGCCGGCCUUUCACCUGGUGGACGAAGUAUCAGCCUAAGAUUUGGCCAGUUUUGGAAGAGCCCCAUUCUUCUAAAGCUGCUAAGAUAUUUUCAAUUAUCUCGAUAACGCUGAUCCUACUGUCCGUGGGCACAUCAUGUGCUCUAACUCUCCCCCAGUUCUCUAAGCAGUCAAGAUCAGCCCAAGGUUCCGCAGCCCCUGCAAAGGAUCACACCACGGUAGCAAUUUUCACUACAAUUGAUUUCUUCUGCGGUAUCUGGUUCACUUUAGAACUAUUGUUAAGGAUUAUCUUUUGCCCAAGACGACGCGUCUUUUUCCGAAUGGUGACCAACUGGAUCGAUGUCUUGUCAGUGAUGCCGUUCUAUAUUCGUAUUCUCGAUUCCGACCAUGGAUCGGCGAUUGCCGAUGCACUUCUAAUGAUUAGACUUCUUCGACUUUUCCGCUUCUUUCGAUUGCUCUACGGUCUUCAGAUACUGUUGCACACGUUAAAGGCAAGCUCGUACGAGCUGGGACUUCUGUUAUUGAUCUUGUUUAUACCAGUUGUUUUAUUCUCAUCGAUCAUCUAUUACGUAGAGCGUACCAUGGAUAACAUCCACACUAAAUUUCGCUCAAUCCCAGAAUCCUUUUGGUGGUCACUUAUCACGAUGACCACUGUUGGCUAUGGCGACAUAACGCCAAAAACGUGGCUGGGGAAAAUUAUAGGAGGAGCAUGCGCAAUUUGUGGCCUUCUUGUGAUAGCCCUUCCAAUUUCCAUAAUUGGAAGCAAUUUUAACCUUUAUUAUGCGCACGCUCAAGCGAGGCUUAAACUUCCGAGACGAAAAAAUAAAGUUCUGUUAAAUUCUAUAACUUCAGAUUUUUCGAAUCGCGGAAAUUCCUCUGGUGUCAGGCGUAGGGGAUUACGUAUUCGUAGUAAUGUCAGCUAUGAACCUAGAGAGGAUGACAGUUUAGUGUCUGGCAUGUUUACCAGUCAUUCAUCUCGGCAAAAUAGCCUUGCAAGGCAAAGUCCUGGUGAGGUGAAGCGAAACUCGACUGCCUGGAGUAUUCCGUCCAGCAAAUCGGAUAACGAAGGAAAAACUUCUCCAACAUCAACAAGGCCGACCAGAGAACGUAGAAUAAGCCGCAAUGAGAGAGGGGCUCCAAAACUUGGAGAUCUUCCCGAAAAAGAUGAAACAGAAGAAAACGAUUGUCAUGAUGAUAAACAUCAAGUUCCAAAGCAAGAGUUCAUCCCGGAAAACAAUUAUAGGAACAGUCUAGGUGUUCCAGGUGUUUCUAAUGUCAUACCCAAAGAUCGCCUGCCAGUUUGGAUAGCAGAAAACGGAAGAACUCCACGUCUAAGAUCCUUCAGUGUUCCGUCGAACUCAAACACGCCUUUCCCUGAGGCACCUCCACGCAAAACGCAGUCUCAAAGCUCUAAUAUCUGUGAUCGAUGCUCUCUACCGAGAGACACCCAAAGCAUCCGUAGAGAAGAAAACAGAAAAACAUCAUCUGGAGAAGUUUGUUGUUGCACAGAAAAAGAUGGACUACCUCGAGGAUCGAGAAAUAACUCAACGUACACGAUAUUCAUACCAGGAGUUGAUGAAGGUGUACAAGUUAGUACAGAAAGCUUACCAUCCUGGAGCAGGGAACUUCCUUUCGAAGGACUCUCGCCCAUACAGCUUAAUGUUGUACCCCGUUGGCGGACAAGAAGAUUUUCAGACGAAGGCAGCGAACCAGAUAAUCUAAAUGAAACUGACGAGCAAGAAACUCUUGUUAGUGAGUUAAGCGACAGCAGACCUGUUUUGGAUGGGAAAAAGAAAGAACCAAAUAAACACCCGCCCAUGCUAUAUUUAGAUAUGCCAAGGAGACAUGGAAAUACAAAUGAAAAUGAAACGUCAAUUUAAUGGAACGAAGUGUCGUAGAAAUUGAAAGCAGAUGGAAAAAUAGCUGCUGAAAGGCAGCUUGGACGGAGCUUGUUGGAGCACAUGAACAAAUGUGCAUCUCAAUUCCUUAAGGGUACGCCGAAGGGAGCACUCCCUCCUUUGAUCCGUCAAACAAGUAUGGAAAUCAUGGUCUUGAGUAGUAAUUACAGUCUUUAUACAGGAGGUGGCCUUAAUCAGUAGGUGCUUUUCAGGCAAGGUCCUAUUUUUAAAAACUAAAAACUAAAAUCUAACAACUAAAACUAAUAAUUAACAAUUAUUCGC